UGAAACCUUUCGUCUUUCUCUUUCUUCUUUCUUCAUUCCUAAACUUCGGAAAACUAGUAUCAUUCGCCCCUUCGCCUUCUCUACCCUACCAUGGAUCUGAAUCCUAAAUACGAUAACUACGAUUUCCCUUAUACGGCGGUCAUGCCGCAAGAUGGGCAUGCCGGGCACUUGACCGAGCAGCAGAUUGCCAAGGUUCAUCAGUUGCGAAUGAUGCUGGAGGCCGAGGGGUAUACGGAUCGCCUAGACACCCUGACAAUGUUGCGAUUCCUCCGUGCACGCAAGUUUGAUGUUAAUCUGGCCAAGCAGAUGUUCAUUGACUGCGAGAAGUGGCGAAAGGAGACUAAGCUAGACGAGGUCGUCCCCAUUUGGGACUACCCUGAAAAGCCCCAGGUUGCUAAGUACUAUAGGCAGUUCUACCAUAAGACAGAUAAGGAUGGCCGUCCGCUUUAUGUCGAGACUCUCGGUGGCAUUGACCUCACUGCCAUGUAUAAGAUCACCACCUCCGAGCGUAUGCUUACCAACUUAGCCGUGGAGUACGAACGCGUCGCAGAUCCUCGCCUUCCGGCCUGCUCCCGCAAGGCUGGCUCCCUCGUUGAGACCUGCUGUACCAUUAUGGACCUCAAGGGCGUUACGCUUACUAAGGUGCCAUCGGUUUACUCCUAUGUCCGCCAGGUUUCAGUAGUCUCUCAAAACUACUACCCUGAGCGUCUAGGCAAACUUUACAUGAUUAAUGCCCCCUGGGGCUUCUCUACUGUCUGGAAUGUCGUUAAGGGCUGGCUUGAUCCUGUUACUGUUGAAAAGAUCCAUGUUUUGGGUUCUGGGUAUAAGACCGAGUUGCUUAAGCAGGUCCCCGCUGAGAACUUGCCUAAGGAGUUCGGCGGUACUUGCGAAUGUGAGGGCGGCUGCGACAAUUCUGACGCUGGCCCCUGGCGUGAGGCCGAGUGGGUCAAGCCCGCCAAGUGGGAGAAGAAGAAGGACGAUGCUAUUGCCACUAACAUUGCCUCUGCUGCUGAGAAGACGGAGGACCCUGAGGUGACGACAGGCGUCGAGCCCGCUCCUGGUCCGGAGUCUCAGGAGGCCAAGCAGGCCGCGUAAUCUCGAUAGAUUCCCCCUUUUCCCACCAGCUGCCCUUUCCAGUCUCUAGACUAGAUCCAACUUUUUUUUCUUUCUUACAAAAGGAUAUAUGCUAUGGCCGGCUUGAAUUAAUUGAAUUAUUGAGGUUAAUGAGGUUUACGUUGGAAUGAAGCGCAGAAUUAACGAAGAAAUUUUUAUGUAUAGGGUUUAAAUAACAUUAGGAGUCAACUACCCACCGGUGAAAACAACAUCUAGCUUUAGGACAGUUUGUGCAAGAUAGCUCUUGCGCAAAAGUGCCACUCGAUUGAGA
Molecule: messenger RNA, 1384 nt
Organism: Aspergillus alliaceus
Lineage: Eukaryota; Fungi; Ascomycota; Eurotiomycetes; Eurotiales; Aspergillaceae
Product: SEC14 family lipid-binding protein
Exons: 4
Coding region: 91-1095 (334 amino acids)
Source: RefSeq, a predicted model, not a curated record